UGUGGUUUUCACCAAUAGUUGAAAAACUCUGCGCCCUUGUUUGUACUCUGAGUGGACAAUUUGAGGACUAGCUCUGAUUAACAGCAGAUUUUAUUUUUUUAUUACAUAUCAUACUUAAAAAUAAAACGCACAUAUAUAUACACAUAUAUUCACCCACAUCGAAGAUGGAAGACGAAGACAGUUAUAUGACAUUGAAUUUACAAUUGAAAAAAAGGAGUUCCAGCCAAAGAUCCCAAGUUAAAUUUAAAGAUGGUUCUGUGAUGUCACACUGGUAUAAAAUCUUGUUGGGGAUAUCAGGAACAGUAAACGGUAUACUGGUUUUGACUUUGAUCUCCCUGUCUUUACUGGUUUCUCAGGGAAUAUUGCUAAAAUGCCAAGAAGCAAAGAGUUCAAAUAUCACCCAACAUGAUGAUAUUGGAAACCUGAUAAUGAACAGUGGCACAAGAGGAAAUAUAAGUAAUAAGGACAGAAGUUACUGUGGUUCAAAAGCUACAGGCUAUACAGGGUUGUGCCCAUCGGAAUGGCUCAAAUAUCAAAAAAAGUGUUAUUGGUUCUCUAAUGAAAUGAAAAGUUGGAGUGACAGUUAUGGGUAUUGUUUGGGAAGGAAAUCUCAUCUACCAAUCAUUCAGGACCAACUUGAAAUGGCUUUUAUACAGAAAAACCUAAAACAAGCAAAUUACGUGUGGAUUGGGCUUAACUUUACAUCCCUGAAGAGGACAUGGACCUGGGUGGAUGGUUCUCCAUUAGAUUCAAAGAUAUUUUCCAUAAAAGGGCCAACUAAAGAAAAUAGCUGUGCUGCCACCAAGGAAAGCAAAAUUUAUUCUGAAACCUGCAGCAGUGUUUUCAGAUGGAUUUGUCAAUCAAUCAAUAAUCAAUGAUCAAAGUUUUUUGCCAAUUAAGUUUUAAUAUUAAUAUUAAGGAGUAAGAAUUUAAAAGCACAAUUAAAAAAUAGAACUGUGAUUAAACAACAAAAUGUCUUCUCUAUUUUCCCUCCAUCAUCUACAUGGAUCCCAACCUUAGAGUACACCAUGUAAACAAUCUAAAAUAUGCUUUUUCAAUGUUUUAUGUGGUAAUAUAAUAAAGUAUGA
This is a messenger RNA of Neogale vison (American mink), 1088 nucleotides long. It is a transcript of the gene KLRF1, whose product is annotated as killer cell lectin like receptor F1. NCBI's taxonomy places the organism in Eukaryota, Metazoa, Chordata, Mammalia, Carnivora, Mustelidae. The record is from RefSeq and is a predicted model, not a curated record. Bases 165 to 878 code for a protein of 237 amino acids. The transcript is spliced from 6 exons.